AUGGUGCAGUGUGACGAAGCGCAGCCCAAAUGUGGAUACUGUAACCUCCGGAAUCUGGAUUGCGAAUAUAUCCAAGAUGUCCUCUCGACCUCUCGCACUUCGUCGGCAGGCCCAUCGUCCAGUGAUGAGGUUUUACUAUCUACAUUCAACACUCCAAUAGACUUCAACGAUCUUUCCAUUGAGCUGGUACCAUAUCUCAGCCCACACUGCCAUACAUCCAUAGGUACACUCACAGCCCUCGACAGUCAUCUACUGCAAUUCUACAGAACAGACGCCUACCGUACCGUUGUAUCCUGCGACGAUGCCAUCAUCCAGAACCUACACAAAGAGACCAUACCCCAACUAAGCAUUUCUAACCCAUUUCUCUUAUACGCCCUACUCGGUAUGACAGCAACCUACAGCAACAACGUCACGCCCAAUAAGACGGUCGAAAAACAAGCCCUACUCUACCGUCAAAAGACCUUUUCCACCUACAAAGAAGCCCUCAAGAACAUCACAGCCGAGAAUUACGAAGCCGUCCUCGUAACAGGCGGUCUUCUCCUCGCGCUCGUCCCCGGGCCAGCCACCGACACAGACGAAGAUCACCUCGAAUGGGUGUUCGGCCUCCUCAAACUAAGCGAAGGCCUGCGUAUCCUCGCCUCCCUCCGCUGGGCCCAAGGCAUCGAGAAACUUUCCGUGUACCCGUUAGUACGCCGGGAAAUCAAGACGCUGCCACCCCCACCCAUCAUCGACGUGGCAGCCAUCGAAGCGCCCAUCGGUCCUCUGGGAACGACGCCUGAUAACCCCAAUCCAGCACCAACAUACACACCCAUCCAUUUCCCUACGCAAACCCGCCUUUUUCUUCCACCGCCCCUGAUGCAACUCCUCCAAACUAUUAUCCGAGGAAAAGAUUCUGGGACGCUAGACUGGCACCGACCAACCCUUCUCCCCGUCUUCCACGCUCUCUCCCCCAUCUUCCUAUCUCUGUAUUACUACGGGCUAGACUCUGACUUCUACGUCCGCAUCUUCGUCUGGACAUCCUUCCUUAUGCCAGACUAUCUCCAGUUGAUGCGGGACAAGGAACCAAGGGCUCUGGUGCUAUUCGGGUGGUGGUUGUCGCUGGCAAAUCUAGCGCCGAAGGGGUGGUGGACGGGGAAGCGGGUGCGUAAGACUAUGGGGGCGAUGGUGCGGGCGAUUCAAGCGCAGCCUGUGGGAGAUGGUGGGUUUGCAGAGCGCGUUCUGAGGAGUGCGUUGAGGAUUGUUGAUGUUGUGGAUAGUGAGGGGAAGGAGGCGGCGGCUAAGGCGGUGUUUGAUGACUGGCCUGGGGUCAAUUGGGAGGAGGGACCAGUCAGAGCUCAGGCGUGGGAUUAUGGUCAGUUGGUGGAUUUGGGGGAGUUGGAUGGCGGUUUGGAUAUGGAUGCUGCUGUGGGUAUUGAUCUACAAGAGCUAGGUAUAUCGGUUUGA
Alternaria metachromatica is the source of this 1443-nucleotide messenger RNA. RefSeq lists its product as uncharacterized. Gene Ontology annotation, biological process: regulation of transcription by RNA polymerase II. Bases 1 to 1443 code for a protein of 480 amino acids. The record is from RefSeq and is a predicted model, not a curated record. The transcript has a single exon. NCBI's taxonomy places the organism in Eukaryota, Fungi, Ascomycota, Dothideomycetes, Pleosporales, Pleosporaceae. Gene Ontology annotation, molecular function: DNA-binding transcription factor activity, RNA polymerase II-specific; zinc ion binding.